AGGAACACUAAAAAUCGAAAAAGAAAAACCUCCCCUAAAGAAAAGCAAUAUCAUACAUAAAUUUUGGAUUUCGCACGUAACACACAGAGAGAGGUUAGAAGAAGAAGAACAAAGCAACAAACGCAAAGAAGGCCUCAAUCCUCGAGAUCCUGUCAGAUCGGAGCGCAACCGCAAGCUAGAUUGUGCGUCAUGGGAAGGGAAGUUACUGGCAUACAGGUUGCGGACAAGAAGCCAAAUGGUGCCAUAGCGGCUUCGAAUGGCAAUUUUAGUGAUAGGGUGCGUGUUUCUCCCAAAAUUGCAGCAAUGGUUCAAGCUAUGGAUCAUGAAAUAAAGGAAUCUGCUGAAACUCAUUCUUUUGUUGAGAAACAUCAUGAGAGGAAAGAUGCUUUGACUGCCAAAAAUGCCAAAUUAAGUGUUGACUUGCCAGAAGAGAAGAAUGAGAAAUCUGAAGUACAGAAGACGGGUGACAAUAAAGAGUUCAGUUCACCCACUGUGGAUAAAGAGCAUCCAAGCCCCUCUGCUCCACAGCCAUCUGAUCAAGUUGCUGAAAAGCAUGUUACCCACACACUGACUGUUGAUACUGAAGCUGUCACAGCUGAUCCGAAUUUGUCACCUAAUGCUAACAAUAUACACUCGCCUAAUUCCUCAAAGAAUUCACAGCCAAAUUCUCCUUUUUCAUCAAGGAAGCUCUUGCAGCAUGAUGAUAAGAAGCACCACGAUGAUGAAGAUAAUUGGUCUGUUGCUUCCUCUAGCGUUGCAUCUGCACGCACUGGCAGAUCUAAGGUAACUGUAGGUUCAGCCCCUACUUUUAGAUGCUCGGGUCGUGCUGAGAAGCGGAGGGAGUUUUAUCUCAAGUUAGAGGAGAAGAAUCGAGCUCUAGAAGAAGAAAAAAACCAGUAUGAGGCAAGGAAAAAGGAAGAGGAAGAAGCAGCCAUUAAACAGUUGAGAAGGAACUUGGUCAUUAAAGCAAAACCAGUACCAAGCUUCUACUACGACGGGCCUCCCCCUAAGGUUGAACUAAAGAAGCAGCUGCCACUGACUCGCCCCAAGUCACCAAAACUAUCCCGGAGAAGGAGCUGCGGUGAUGCAGUUAACUCAUCUGCAGAAAUUUGUACCCGAGCCCGUCACAGUGUUGGCAGUAAUGCUAAGCAGGGAUCUGGUAGCCCCGUGACUAGCAAAAAUAAGGACAUGGUCACUGGACGUAACAACAGCAAUGGCACAUGCAUAAACAAAGAACGACCAAAACUGGAUAAGGAAACAAAGACAGCUCCUCCUAAAAUCACUGAGCAGACAAACGCCGACAUAUCAGUCCAAUCAUGAGCUUACCAAGAUUUUACUGACCUCCAGUUGAGAGGAAAAUAGCCUUCAUUUUCCUUGCUCACACCAGAAGGGAUAUUUGCAGAAGAGAUGGCCUCAUUUUCUUUUCAUCCGGACUGACUUUUUUCUAAGUGUUUUGUUUUUUCACUUGAAGUGUAUAUGUUUUGUAAGUUAUAUCGGCACACCUUAUUUUAUAUAUAAAUAGUUAUUGAUGUAAGAAGAUGUAUGUACGUAAUUUGAUAUUCCUCAGAUUGAUGCGGACUUGGCGAGGGAAAUUUAUAUGAAAUAUAUUCCUUUUUUG
This is a messenger RNA of Abrus precatorius (Indian licorice), 1618 nucleotides long. RefSeq names its product protein WVD2-like 1. The transcript is spliced from 7 exons. The record is from RefSeq and is a predicted model, not a curated record. Bases 190 to 1320 code for a protein of 376 amino acids. NCBI's taxonomy places the organism in Eukaryota, Viridiplantae, Streptophyta, Magnoliopsida, Fabales, Fabaceae. Gene Ontology annotation, biological process: microtubule cytoskeleton organization. Gene Ontology annotation, molecular function: microtubule binding.